UCAAACAAGACUUGAGUUUGAACUGACCCGAAGGUCCCUUCUCGCUCUUAGCGAAAACCACAACAACAUUCCAGCCGAACUCCUCCUCACGGCUCGGAGUUAGUACCGACUCGUCCUUGAGCCACUCGGUUGUUUGUGAGCUGUGUUAUUCCAGUCGACAGCUGUUUCAUGGGAACCCAGGAGGGAGAGAGAGAUUGGGUUGAUGUGGCAAAUGAUCUGUUCAGCAAAUGUCACUUAAACCUGAGGUUGAGGAAACUGACUGAGUGUGAUGCAAAUGUUUUUCUCGCUCUGUAUGAGAACAUCUUGGGGGAGAAAGUUCCAGAUUAUAUUGCAGCACCAUGCACUCAGGAGGAUGACGUCCAUAACGUUCAGUCUAUGAUUGAUUCACUGUCUCUGGAUUACCUUCAGAUAAGCCUCUCGCACAUCGCAGGAGAAAAUGUUGUCAGAGGAGACAAAGAGUCGAUCGAGAACCUCCUGGAAAUCUUUGAUGGCCUCCUGGAGUAUCUCAACGAGGAGAUAAGCGUGGAGUCACAGAAUGGUGAGAAACUGGGUAACGGUCUUAAUGAGGAUGUCCCCAGUGAAAAGGACUCAAACUGCAAUGGCACAGAUCUCAAGGCGACUAAAAGAGACGAAGCAUCAUUGUCUUCCACUGGAGAGUCUGCUGCCCAGUCCAGCAAACAUUCCCUCCACUCCUGGAAUGGUGAGGAGAUGGGAUCAGCCAGUGAGCUCAUUGGUCUGGGCGUCUCUGCCCGCACAUUUACAGGAAAACAAGAUCAAAUCACCACCUCUGGGCCUCUGGAUGACCAGGAUGCUUCACUGACUGAACCACGGCACUUAGCCAUUGCUCUGCAGCCACCCAACCAGAGCAACACCCCCCACAGACCGGACACAGACCCACACACACACAUCCAGCCCCCCAAAGCAGCCGGGCCAGGCCUCGGACUAACAGAGGAAGAAGCUGCCCCCGUCACUACAGAGAUCCAGAAACCAAGAGCUGAGAUCGUUGUUAACAAUGGACUACAGUCUCCUCCUCUUUGCCAGUCUCCAGCUGUGAGUGAGAAGUCUUUGUCGAGUCAACAAAGAACUGGGACAGAAGUGAAGGGGGAGACACUGGAGCCAACUAACGGAGGCCCCAGGAGGGUUUUAUUCCGCACCCAGCCAGAUGUGCUCUUCCUCACCCUGCAGAAUGAGACGGAACCCACCACCCCUUCACCACCAGACACUGAAGAUGAGGAUAUGAGCUAUACACGAAGAUUACAAGGCAGAAGAAUAGAUCGCAGAGAAGGGACAGACCUCAGUUCCCCGAGCAGUAACCAGUCAGAGGAGGGUUGCGAGGAACCUCUUUCUUAUCGCAGACAGAGGAACAGGAAAGCAGAAGAGGAACUGCAUCACAUAUCUGAAAAACUGUCUCAUAGACUGGAAGAACUCGAUGAGAUGCUUAAACGUGUUCUGGAAGAAAGUGGAGAGUCCAGUGAGGUCAUAGAGGAGGACAAGCAGUCCCAUCACAGCGACAGCAUCAUGGAGUGUCGGAAGACUCCUGGACAACUCAUGGUUCCAGGUAAGACCGAUGUUGGAUCCAGGCAAUGCACACGCUCCUUGUCGCCCUCCCCACCUCAGGCCCGUCGCUCCCUGAAGGGACAGUUAGAAGAUGCGAUGGUAGAUUCCCUGAGCCUGGAUGACGGCAGACAGACAAACCUCUCAGCUCCGGAUACUUCAAGACAAAAAGAGCACAGAAAACAUAACAAGUAUCUGGAGAAUAAGGCCUAUGAGGAAGAGUUAAAAAGAUAUGAAGACAAAGAACGGGCAGAUCUGGACAAGGCGCGCCUCAAAGCUCAGGAAGCCGAGCGCGAGUACCGAGAGGCUCUACUCCGAGACGUUGACCAAGCUCCCAGACUGUCUCCUGUGAGAACGAAGACCCAGCACAAGUCACCACGAAACACACAAACAGGACGGAGAAGGCAGGAAGCCCCCAGGAAAACUGCAUCAUUGAAAGUGAAGGAGAAUGAACUCCUCCCCGUGCUCGUGGAGGAGUUGCCCCACCUUCACGUUUCUCCUCACGCUCUGGGCCGGAUGUGGGAGCAGCAGAAGCAGCAGGUGGACAGACUCCACGCCAUGUCGUCCUCCCAUAGCCACCAGCGUCGCAGCAAGCGCUCCAGCCAGGUGGAGGAAGCACAGAGGAAACACGACCUGCUGGUGCAGAUCGUCCGCAAAGAACAGGACCACAACAGGCGACUGACGGAUUUCAAAGAACGUAUCCAGCAGCAGAAGUCGACUCAAAACCGACUGAGAGAACAGAGACAGCAGGUCGCCCGCGCCAAGAAGUACCACAGUGACUUCCACGUGCAGCACCGCGCUCGCCUGAUGAGGGCACGCACCAAGGACGAGAGGAUGUUUCGGAAGCUGUUUGACGACGGUUUAGAGAUACAGAAAGUCCGGUUGAGGGAACAGAGAUCCUACGCCAGGGAGCAGCGACUAGAACAUCAGAGACGACACCAGGACCACAUCAAGUCUAUGGAGAACUACUACAAGGACCAGUUUUCACUACUUGCUGAAAAACUUGCUGAAGAGCGACAGGAGAUCCAGGUUCGGAAAAAAGCUCAGGAAAAGGCCCUGCUGAAGAUGAAGCGGGAGCUGCGUUCCAGGAUGGAGCGGGAGAUCGGCGAACUGCAGAAAAUAAUCAUCCAGAACGACGAGGACGACUUCUUCCAGGACCUGGACGUCCAGCGGCUGCGUAAUCGCGUCCACAUGGCUUCGUUCCAGUACAGCAAGAGUUACCUGCACUGAUCGGUGAAGCAGAACCGCUGUGACAUACCAUCCAUUGAAGCUGGAUUCAUAUCGUAUGAACACGUUGCAAGCGUCACAAUCUAAGGGUACGACAUAUUGACUGAACAGAGCCCUCUCCUCAGGCUUCUUCCUUUGUAGACUUGCACAGGAGGAGGGAUUAUCCUGAUUAUCGAUACACACACCAAACACUCACACUAAAUGUAGCUAGUCGCGAACCCUUCCUCUCACCUCAGCUGCUAUACCUGAACUUGAAGACACUUUGGACAAAGUCCUUCCUCUUCCCUGGUUUUAAUACUUGGUAACUAAGAAUGUUUUAAAGUGGUUCCCUCACUGAACUGUUACUGUAGCAGAAAAUUAGUAAACACAUGUUCUUCCUCUUGCCAAAUGGGGAACACCGAUGCAAAGUUAGUAUGAAUGACACCGAUACGAUUUUUAACGUCUUGUUUUCCAUUUCAUGUGCGAUGUCUUCCUUUAAUAUUUUAACCAAUCACAGAUUAUUUAUUUUUUACCUAAUGUUUGUGAUUUUUAAUGGAACCUGGUGUUGUGCUUUCUGAUCACCAGGGGGCGAUGAUAAUCAGUGUUUGAUGAGCUCUGUUGUGAUUUGUUUUUAACUCGCAGGCAAACGUGGUAGAUUCAUGACACCAACAGUUGUGAUGUUAACACACUGUCCUCUCAUGACUGUGCAUAGAUGUAAUGAGCACAUGUCCUGUCGUCCCUCAUUAAACAUGUGGGCUCCCUCA
Platichthys flesus (European flounder) is the source of this 3524-nucleotide messenger RNA. Its product is annotated as centrosomal protein of 95 kDa-like. Gene Ontology annotation, cellular component: centrosome; spindle pole. The coding region runs from base 169 to 2784 and encodes 871 amino acids. NCBI's taxonomy places the organism in Eukaryota, Metazoa, Chordata, Actinopteri, Pleuronectiformes, Pleuronectidae. The record is from RefSeq and is a predicted model, not a curated record. The transcript has 21 exons.